GAGGAGGAUUGUGGGGUCCUGGGUACUCUCUGAACUGGGUUGUUUCCUUGCAGACAUUUUAUGACCCAGCUAGGGAACUUCAUCAGUAUUAGGAAGGAGAGAAUUGUGGGGUUGCUGUCUGAGCUUGAUGGUUUUCUUGCAGGCAUUUCAUCGCACAACUAGGUAACAUCAUCAGGGCUAGAAGGGAGAGGGGUUUGUGGAAGGAGGGGGAAGAGGAGGAGGAGGAUUGUGGGGUUCUUGGGGCUCUCUUGGUGGUUUCUUGCAGAACGUUUCAUGACCCAACUAGGUAACAUCAUCAGUGCUAAGAAAAAGCAUCAAACCAACUGAAGAAGCUACCGUUGGCAAGAAAACCACCAGACUCAGAGAGCAACAAAGCUCCACAUUUGGAGGGCUGCCUUAAUCUUGCUUUUUUGGAGCACAGGGAGGGCCUGUUUUCCAGUAGGGCUCAAGCCCCGAUUUCGGUCUGCAGACGGAUCGAUGGGGUUGUAAGGAGGGGCAAUGGCCCAUUCGUCAUAUCUUGGGCACAUCGCGGUCUCCUUUGAUGGAUGUACUGCCUCUGCCGAUGAGUCACCUGGGCCGAAGGCUGGACCAGCUUUGAGUCAGGAGAAGGUGCCCGUGACUCUCCGUGACUGGGGGAAACGGAAGGGAUUUGAAUAAUGAUCGGAGUGUGGAAGGGACUGGGAGGGGGGGUCUGGAGCUCUUAUGGUGUGAAAUGAUAUCUAUCUGUCCUAUCUAUCAUCUAUCUACCGUAUCUCUCUAUAGCUGUGUCUGACGGUCGGUCGGUCGGUCUGUCUGUCUAUAUCGGUUAUCUAUCUCUGUCUGUUUACCUAUCUAUCUAUCAUCUAUCUAUUUAUCUGUUAUCUAUCUCUCUCUCUUUCUCUCUAUCUCUCUCUGUUUUUCUACCUAUCAUCUACCUAUCAUCUAUCUGUUAUCCAUUUCUUUCUUUCUCUUUAUCUAUCUUAUCUAUCUAACUCUGUCUGUCUGUCUGUCUGUCUGUCUGUCUAUCUAUCUAUCUAUCUAUCUAUCUAUCUAUCUAUCUAUCUAUCUAUCUAUCUAUCUGUCAUCUCUCUCUCUCUCUCUCUCUCUCUUUCUCUCUCUCUCUCUCUCUGAUUUGUUUGUCACCCAGUUCAUCUAGAGGCAACUUCUGGGCAGCUUACAAACAUUAGAAACUGAUAAACGUUAAAAUGAGAAAGUAAUAAUAACAAACCAAAUAAUCCUUACAAUAACAUCUGGGGAGGAGGGGAGCAUCAACCACGUGGGGAGAGGUUGAGGGGGGGGGGAGAGGUCUUUUAAGAGAAUUUGAUAGCCCCCUGCAAAGCAGGGCAUCUGCACUGGAGCCCCAGGCUCGAAGACAUUACAAACGUUGGGUGAGAGUUUUCUGCUGGAAUAGCAAGACUGUUUGAAAAGCAGCGUUCUCUAUCCUGCCCUUGUCUCCCUCUGUGUGUGUGUGCAUGCAUGUGUUUGUGGGUGUGUUUGUUUUGCGUUCCACCCUGUUUGAGAACCACCUGCAAGAAUAAAACAUUCUCCCUGGGGGAUUUUUGAAACCAAGGAUGAAAAUGGGCUGCAGGUGACACCCAAGGCAAGGUGUGCUUGGUGUUUUCUUGCAAAGAAAGAAAGCUCUCUGCAAGGACAGUUUCUUUUCCAUCAGACCCCGAGUGAUAUUUUUUGGCAAGUUUGCCCCCCCCCCCCGCUCCCCGCCGCCAUCAUCCACGCCUCUAGGCUUCAGUGAUGGGGUUUGCCUGCAAGUGUGCCAGCUGUCUUGAGUGUCUCUGACACCCACUCUGUUUUCGGAGAGUUCAAUAGAAACAGGAAUAAAAGUUGCAUAACAAGAAAUCAGCCUGGAUUUUAAUCGGGGUUGUCACACGAUGAAGCUUCCUUGGCAGGGAAUGGAUCUCACCUUUGAAUCUUGUCUCUCCAAAUAAAGCCGGAUUCCCGCAAUGCAUUUAUUAUUUGCAGCCACGAUGUAGACCAGAUGAGAACAACAUUUGCAGCUAUGUAUGUGUUGUGAGUAGCCAACUACGCACGCAAAACACCCCCCCCUCAAUCAGCAGUGAAUUUAUACCACUGGCAUCCAACGACGUGUGCCUCCCACUUUUUCUGAAAUUAAUGUAUUCCUCAUUGGUAUUGCUUUCACAGAGAACAUGACAAGUGCUAAAUAUUCAUCUGGGUUCCCUGUUUUCUUUUUGAGGCCAAACAAGCAGGUUUUGCCCAGAGAUUUCAGGGUGAGGCGCAGAGAGGGACGCCCCUGGGAUUUUGAACCAAAUGUAACUUGUCUCGCUUUCUCAAGUCGUCUUUUGACAUUUUCUCUAUGGGGCUCCUGUGUUGGCACUUGUUCUGCGUUUUUGGUGAAACAGAUGAAUACUGAAGGAAAGUGAGAAGACCACAGAACCGUCGGUCUGGAGUUAGGGAAAAGGUUACCUACCAACCAAGAACUAAGGAGGAAUUUCCUGACAGUGAGAACAAUUAACCAGUGGAACUGCUUGCCUCCAGAAGUUGUGGCUGCUCCAUUAUUGGAAGUUUUCAAGAAGAGAUUGGACAGGCAUUUGUCUGGAAUGCCGUAAGGCAGGGAUGUCAGAAGUUGCUAAGGUUGGAGCUUCUGGGAUAGGAUCACCUGCUUGAGCAGGGGGUUGGACUAGAAAACCUCCAAGGUCCCUUCUAACUCUGUUAUUCUGUUUUUGUCCAAAUUCCCUUUUCAGAUAGACUGCCUUUCUUCUUCUUCUUCUGGCUUCUCUUUUGUUCCUCAGGGGGAACCUGGGCCAUCUUUGGCAUUUGCCAAACUGGAAGUUAUCAAGCUGCGGUGCCCAAUUACCCAAAGAUGCUGCGGUUGCCUUGGUUACCAAGACAUCUGCUGGGUAACCAAGAGGUUCCAGUUGCCCCGGGUUACAGAGAUGUCCAAAUUGCCAGGUUACCAUGCCAAAAAGCCCAGGACAUAUCAAAAUCUUGGCCCGGCAUUAAGAAGCCAAGACCGGCCAAAGUUCACAGGCCUGCCACCCCCCAACCUGACCCCCUGCCCCUACGGCUCUACGUGCCUCAUGCUGGAAGUGGGGUCCCUGGGGGCUUAAAGUUCAUUGUGUCAGCUGCAGAGUUGCUCAGGUGACGGCACCAACUUGCCAUCUCCAUCCUCCCGGCCUCUCAUCGGGUUGCCCUUGGCAACAGCAUCCCCUGGAGGGAGGGAAGGAGAGGGUACCAGCUCUAGCCCUGCCCCACCCUUUCUUUUUUCCCUACCAGGCAGCCAAUGGGGAGAUUCCGCUGGCUGCCUUUCAGGGUCCCUGCCCAAUGGCCUCCUUCCAUAGGCGGGAGCCAGGCUGCCUUGAUCUUGGAUGGGAAGGCGUGGCUCCUUUCUGGAUGAAGCUUGGGGUGAGCAGAGAGCAGAAGAAAGGCAGUGAAGCAGGAAGAGGAGACCCUGGCCCUUCCCGUCUGAGGGUACCCACCCCCUCUGCCCUCUCCAGGGAGAUCCCAGCAUGGCAGCCCACAGGGUGGCAGGACCCGAGUCGGAAGACCUGGAGCAACGGAUCCAUCAGAUCAACAAUGAGUCUUUGGAAAGUACCAGGCGAAUGCUGCAGCUGGUGGAUGAGAGCAAAGAUGCCGGGAUUCGAACUCUGGUUAUGCUGGACGACCAAGGGGAGCAGCUGGACCGCAUUGAGGACGGCUUAGACCAGAUUAUCCAAGACAUGAAGGAAGCGGAGAAGAACCUCAGCGACAUGGCCAAAUGUUGCGGCCUUUUCGUCUGCCCCUGCGCCAAGUUAAAGAACAUGAAGGCCAUGGAGGCUAACAAGGCGGCCUCUGGCAACGCCCAAGAUGUGGUGUCACAGCAGCCCAUGAUGAUGACUGCCGGGACGCAGAUGAUGAUGAGCGGGCCCUUCAUCCAGAGGAUAAUGAAGGACGACGUGGAGGAGGAGUUGGAGCAGAAUUUGACCCAGGUGGACAGUAUGCUGAGUAAUCUGCGUAGCAUGGCGGUGGACAUGAGCAACGAAAUUGAUGUCCAGAGCAAGCAGGUGGAGAAUAUCAAGGAGAAGGCCGUUGCCAAUGUGAUCAGCAUCAACGAGGCCAACAACCAGACCACCAAGAUGCUCAAGAAAGCCUGAGGCCACUUCGGGCCCUUGCGCCCCCCCCCUGCCCGCCCCCCACCCCCCCGUCACCAAAUGCAACCACAGUUACCAACUUCCGUUCUCCGCUCCGGAGUGGAUGCCAAGCGAUUUAAAACCAAGUUUCCUGCGUGAAUCUCAUCCAUCUUCUGAAUCACCAUGCAUGCUUCCUGGUUGCUAAAGUGAUGCCCACGUGAAUGGCAAGGGAGGGGGACUAACUUGAGCUUUGCCCCCCCUGUGGGGUGUGUUUGUGUGUGUGUUUCCCUUGGCACAGGAACCCGCUGAGCUGUCUCGGUGCCACCCAGCCCACCUCCUCUUUAAUGGCUAAGAUGGCCGAUGAACAGCCACCUUGCUGGAAAAACCGCUAUGUUGAAGAGGAAAGAAACUUCUCUUGAGAAACUGACUAGGCCGCUUCCCGGAUUCCCCACGGGAAAAAGUUAGGAACGGCUAUUUUUCAGCCCAAUGGCAAAAAUAAACAUCCCCCAAUUUGGUUUAGUGGGGCCAAGAAUGUUUCUGUAGCUGAAGGCUACAGAGCUUGGGGAAGCCAAGAGCCCUGGUGGGACACUUGAGGUCAUCCAAACAGGGAUGGGGGUGAAAUGCCGAAAGAGACAGUGGUGAUCUUCUCUGGGGUAUCAACCCAAUAUUGUGGCUAGAAGUGGGUCCAUUAAAAAAACCAACAGUCCAGAGUUUUAAUUUAUAUCUAGGCUCCAUCCAGGCUUCUUCCAGAGUCUGUCCUGAGGGAAGGGAGGAGAAACAAGUUGCCCGCUUGCCCGGGCACAAGACCAGGCAAGGCUGGCAUGGCUCAAUGGGGACAUUGGCCAGACGCAGAGAAGGACCCUGGCCAGCAAGUGCAAGAAGGCAGCCCCCCCUCCCCGUUUCCAGCCCGUGCAUCACCCCUGAAAAUG
This is a messenger RNA of Ahaetulla prasina, 4990 nucleotides long. Its product is annotated as synaptosomal-associated protein 25-like. Gene Ontology annotation, biological process: synaptic vesicle priming; synaptic vesicle fusion to presynaptic active zone membrane; exocytosis. The record is from RefSeq and is a predicted model, not a curated record. Bases 3462 to 4085 code for a protein of 207 amino acids. NCBI's taxonomy places the organism in Eukaryota, Metazoa, Chordata, Lepidosauria, Squamata, Colubridae. Gene Ontology annotation, cellular component: plasma membrane; SNARE complex. The transcript has 8 exons. Gene Ontology annotation, molecular function: voltage-gated potassium channel activity; SNAP receptor activity; syntaxin-1 binding.